Fibroporia radiculosa is the source of this 1527-nucleotide messenger RNA. RefSeq lists its product as uncharacterized. The transcript has 9 exons. Gene Ontology annotation, biological process: peptidyl-lysine monomethylation. Lineage: Eukaryota; Fungi; Basidiomycota; Agaricomycetes; Polyporales; Fibroporiaceae. The record is from RefSeq and is a predicted model, not a curated record. The coding region runs from base 1 to 1527 and encodes 508 amino acids. Gene Ontology annotation, molecular function: protein binding; protein-lysine N-methyltransferase activity. Gene Ontology annotation, cellular component: nucleus.
AUGUCAGAUUUGUUCCAAUGGUUCCAAUCGCAAAAUGGUGAUGUUGAUAUAACGUCCCUGACAAUUGCCGACAUACCCGGCCAUGGGCGAGGAGCAUUGGCCCUGAAAGACCUACCUGAAGGGUUUACUUUGUUUACCAUACCGCGCGAACUCACACUGUCUACGCGAACCUCGUCGCUCCCGGGUCGCAUUGGAAAGCCUGCAUGGAAGCAUUUUGGGUUGGACAAAGGAUGGGUAGGGCUCAUAUUGUGCAUAAUGUGGGAGGAAGCACAAGGAUCUUCGUCCAAGUGGUCAGGGUAUCUGAGUUCGCUUCCGUCGUCAUUUGAUACGCCAAUGUUUUGGAACUCUGCGGACCUGCAGGAACUUCAAGGAACUGCUGUGGUAGACAAGAUUGGUAAAGAGCAGGCUGAGCGAGAUUACAAUGGAAAAUUACUCCCGGUGGUGCAGAGUCGUGUAGAUCUGUUCCCGCCAGAGUCACUAUCUGAACAUUAUACCCUGCAUAGAUACCAUCUCACGGGAAGCCGUAUCCUCUCGAGAAGUUUUCAUGUUGAACCAUGGAUGGGUGGGGACGAUGAUGUAUCUGACGACGGAAGUCAAGGUCCUGAUGAAGCCGUGGCAAAAAUGGACGUGGAUGCAGAACGCAGCGUCGUAGAAACGGGUACAAUUCCCGGGAGUUCCGAGACCACAAAAGAGCUCAACGAUGAACUUGAAGGACCCACCGACGACGAGGAUGAUGAAGACGAAGAUGCAGACGAUCCCGCAGAUGUGGCUAUGGUUCCGAUGGCUGAUAUGCUGAAUGCUAGAUUCGGAUCCGAGAAUGCGAAACUCUUCUAUGAAGAGCAUCAUUUGAAAAUGGUGACCACUAAGCCGAUCAAAGCAGGAGAACAGAUAUGGAAUACGUAUGGAGACCCGCCAAACUCUGAUCUGCUCCGCCGAUAUGGUCAUGUCGACCUCGUUCCCCUUGAGCCGCCUCUUGCUGGACUCGGGAAUCCAGCGGAUAUUGUCGAGAUCGGCGCGGAUUUGGCUGUCUUUGCUGCGAAGAAGGACUCUCCAGAAAAGCUGCAGGACAAGAUAGAUUGGUGGCUAGAAGUUGCUAAUGAUGACACCUUUGUUAUCGGGACGGACUGUCAGCUUCCGGAAGAGUUAGUGUCUUUUGCUCGUCUUCUAUUCCUGCCACGAGACGAGUGGGAGAAGGUGCGGCAGAAGAGCAAGCUGCCGAAGCCGAAGAUCGAUGCUCAGGUGCUUUCUGUCGCGGAGGAUGUUCUCAGCCGACGAAUCAACGAGUACUCAACUACUAUUGAGGAUGACGAAGCGCUACUAGCGCUCGAGAACGCGCAGCCCUUGUCCCUCAAUAAGAAACACGCGCUGAUUGUACGGCACGGAGAGAAGCGUAUUUUGCAUGGUACUCUUCAGCAUGUGAACCAGCUGCAGGCACAGGCACAAUCUUCCAUUGGUGGUAAUAACAAAAGGAAGAAUAGAGAUGGCGCAGAAGUCAGUGGUACAAAGGGAAAGAAAGCGCGGUCAUAG